AUGUCCAGCACCUCGAUGGUUUCGAAUGGGGCGAGUGGCAAGCCCAACACAUGGCAGGGCGCCGGUGCGGCGGAAUUCGAUCUACGGAGCGACACAAUGACCAAGCCAACGCCGUCCAUGCUUGAAGCCAUCUGCCAGACAACUCUCUUGGACGAUGUUUUCGAAGAGGAUCCAGUAACGAACGAUUUACAGGCUUAUGUAGCAGAACGUACAAACCACCAGAGCGCUCUCCUUGUCAUGUCUGGAACAAUGGGCAAUCAGGUCGCCAUUCGAACACAUCUAGUCCAGCCUCCCUAUUCGGUCCUCUGCGAUCACCGAUCUCACAUCAUACGCUACGAGGCAGGGGGGGUCAGCUCCCUAACCGGAGCUACGGUUUAUCCCAUUAUACCGAGAAACGGCGUGCACCUUACGGUGGAGGACAUUCAGAAGCAUGCAGUACUGGGAGAAAACGUCCAUUACUGCCCGACUAAACUGAUCAGUUUGGAAAACACCUUGGACGGCAUGAUCAUGCCACUAACGGAAGCGCGUCGUAUCACGGAGUGGGCUCAUUCGAACGGAGUCAAGGUCCAUUUGGACGGCGCAAGACUCUGGGAAGCAGUUGUUUCUGGUGCGGGAAGCCUGCCUGAAUAUGCCAGCCUCUUCGAUAGUGUGAGCCUGUGCUUUUCUAAAGGCUUGGGUGCACCGAUUGGUAGUAUUAUCGUCGGAUCAAAUGACUUCAUCAAGAAGGCACGGUGGUUCCGCAAAUCCAUCGGAGGCGGUGCCCGCCAAUCCGGGGUUAUUGCUGCUGCUGCUCGUGUGGCCCUUGAGGAGACCUUUGGACCGGAUCCUCAUGGCCAGGGAGGAAAGCUUCGGGAAACCCACACCAAAGCUAAACGAAUCGCCGAUCUCUGGAUUGCUCGUGGCGGUCAAUUACAGCACCCAGUACACACCAACAUGGUGUGGCUGGAUCUUGAGUCAUCUGGGGUUGGGCCAAACGAUCUCGCACAGAUCGGGAACGAAAAGGGCCUCAAGUUGCUCGGAGGUCGGAUCGUCGUGCAUUAUCAGGUGUCCGACGAGGCUAUUGCCCGAUUGGAGCAAGUCUUCGACCUUGCUAUGAGUGGCAAGUACCAGCGUAGUGAAGAUCAAAGCAAACCAUACGGAAUGAAAUAG
Molecule: messenger RNA, 1149 nt
Organism: Aspergillus clavatus NRRL 1
Lineage: Eukaryota; Fungi; Ascomycota; Eurotiomycetes; Eurotiales; Aspergillaceae
Product: threonine aldolase GLY1
Exons: 3
Coding region: 1-1149 (382 amino acids)
Biological process (GO): glycine biosynthetic process; L-threonine catabolic process
Cellular component (GO): cytosol
Molecular function (GO): L-allo-threonine aldolase activity
Source: RefSeq, a predicted model, not a curated record